UUUUUCCAUCUUCCCUUAUGCCUAGGACGCGUCUCCCUCCGAAGAUCCAUUAUGGUGAGCCUGGGAGAGCUGCAACAAAGAGAAAGACCACUGCACAUAAAAGGAAGAAUAAUGAUUCUGAAUUAGUUGCUCCUAAGAAAAUUAGGGUAGGAAAGAGUGGUGAAGUUCCUCAUGUUCCUGAAAACUGGGAAGAUGAAAUUAUUAGAGAAAGAGGAGAAGAUCGUUUUUGGGAAGAAGUUCGUGCUAGACAGGUUGACGAACAUCCCUCUGAGUCUGUUGGAUAUGAUUGGAAUCGUUUAUGCUUAGAAGCACCUCCUCAUAGAAGAAGUGGUAUUCCAGGACCAUCUAUUCUGAAAUUCAGGUUUGAACAUGGUGAGUUUCCCCUUUUUGCUACUAAGUUAGGGUCCAAUUCUCAAUUUGUUCAUGGUUGGGAUGAAUGGGUAACUAAGGUAUUGAAGAAUCCUUAUUAUGUUAAAUUUCUCUCUUCUGCUGGGAUACUUGAUGCUAUACGUAUCACUUCUAAGCUCAAUAUUCGUAGAGAAAAAAGGAUAGAUGUGUGACGUGCUAUUCUUGCGAGGUGGAGCACGUUUUCUCAUUCUAUGAUUACUGCAUGGGGGGAAUUUACCUUCACUCUAGAAGAUGUAUGUGUUCUCUUGGAACUUCCUUGUAUAGGAAAAGAUGAUUUUCACUCUAUUAAGCUUUCUGAAGAAGAGGUAUGUACUCGAGACUUUUUCUUUGAUCUACUUAAGAGUCUGAGUAAAACUUCGAAGGUUGCACCAUUUUCCAAUUGGAUAGGGGUUUUUUAUAAAAAGUUAAAUGCUAAAGGAAUUGAGAUUGAUUCUCCUGAGUACCCAGACCAUAAGUAUGAGCUAGUAGCUUUAAUAAUUUUUUGGUUGGCACGGCAUGUACUCCAAGGGUGUCCAGAUGAUGGUAUCUCCUCAGUAGUUGUUCCUUUAGCAAUAAAAAUUAUUAAGGGAAUACGCUUUCCUCUUGCUCCACUGUAUUUAGGAUCCCUAUAUAAGAGAUUAGACUUAUACCAACUCAAAAUUAUUGAGUCAGCUGGGCGUUACAAGGUUUUGACUUAUGUGGAUGUUUCCUUCAUUCAGAUGUGCUUGUGGGAAAGGUUUGGUACUUGCGCUCACAUGCCUAAUGCAUAUCCGUUUGCAUCUUUUUCUAUGAAUAACCUUUUAUCCAGAAACAACUAUAGAGCUUGGGCAUGGCAUGAUCGACUACAAAAGGGUAAUGUUAUUGAAAUGAUGGAUGUUACAAAAGAAUUCAAUCACAGACCUUAUGUGCAGCCUAUAAAUGGAUUUGGUGAUCCUGCAAUUUAUUAUGACCUUCAUCCUCUACAGUCCGGAAGAAUGAGCUCACGAGGUAUUAACUUUUGUAUAUGGGUUCAUAGUUCCCAUUUGCCUUCUAUGAUUGAGAGUUCUAAUUCUGGUGGAGAUAGAAACUUUCGUUCUGUUGAAGUGUAUUCUCCUUAUAGAGUGGCACGUCAAUUUGGAUUUGAUCAACCAGCUCCACCUGACUCUUCUUCGCCUAUCAGCUUUUCUUCUUGCGUUUCUUCAUUUCUCAUGACAGGACUUUCACUCCAUUUAGAUAAACUUAAGAGUUGUACUAUCCCAGCUUUUGAUAGAGUUGGUAUCCAUACUUCUGGAUGGUUUGCUUAUUGGGGAGAAUGUCUUGGAGAAUGGAGAUCUUUUACUGUGCCCUUAACUAAUCCCACAGCUCGUCUCUACACUCCUCAUGUAAGUAACAAUGAUGUAUCUUAGUGCUUGAUUCCUCUUAGAAAGAAGAAAUGCAUGACUGAAGAAGAAGAUACUGUAGUUCCUGCUCCUAUUCGUCAAACAAAAGAUAAGCAUGCCUAUCGAAAAGGAGAAUCAACUACAAGAGUAGAACUCAAUUCAGUUGAAGAGGAAGAAACUUCUGAAUUAGAGACUGAAGAAGAAUCAUGUGACUUUGAACAUAGUGAUGAAUCUGAUGA
Theobroma cacao (cacao) is the source of this 1984-nucleotide messenger RNA. Lineage: Eukaryota; Viridiplantae; Streptophyta; Magnoliopsida; Malvales; Malvaceae. The record is from RefSeq and is a predicted model, not a curated record.